This is a messenger RNA of Amoebophrya sp. A120, 887 nucleotides long. The record is from the annotation of a GenBank genome assembly. NCBI's taxonomy places the organism in Eukaryota, Dinophyceae, Syndiniales, Amoebophryaceae.
CUCGAAGUGAACGGGCAGACGUUGGAUUUCCGAGCGGGUUUUUUUCUUCGAUUCCAACGCGAUUUAUUUUCAGUACGAGAAGGAAUCGCAGUCCCUCAUCACGGUGGACUCCAAGGGAAAGAUCAAGGAGAAUUGUCCCAAACUCCCGUUGAAGCAUCUCCCAGCGAGCUGGAAGCUCGAAUGUGGAUUGCUGAUCAAGCCGAACUAUUAAAUGCAAAUAUGUCUGGGUCUGGAAGACUGCAACUUGUGACGCUGUCUCUGGAUUCUAAAAGAAUCUGUAUUUUUGCAUGACCAGCAAAAGGAGUCGAGUUUGUGCUAUGCGGAGAGGGCGUCUGUCAUGGGGAAUACGCAUCAGAAAGCCCUCUCGAAAUCUGUAAUGCUAGGCCAUGCUGCAUAACAGGCAUAAUGGGUCAUGCAAAAUAUGCAUGACAAACUUAGCAAUCUUCUUCUUCCAGACCCAGACAUUUUUACAUUUGAUACGAACCCGGUGCAAAGUCCGCAUCCUGGGGCAUCUUCAACCUCGACGGUGGAGGAUGGCCAAGCUGGUGCACCACCUGGUAGGUCACCUCCGAAUAGCACAGAUGCGACGUCCACUGGCAACCCGCAGCUGCAGCAAGGUGGUUUGUUGCCAGUAAAUGCGACAGGACCAGCUGCUACCUCCGGAAGCACUACUAUGCCAACCAACGCUGUUGAUGACCCGAGCACUGCCCCGUCCCCUCUCAGCGCACCCGCCUCAAGUAUGCGCAACGCCAUGGCCGCAGCGUCGAUGGAACAGACCCAGUUGACCAAAGCGGGGAGUGGGGGCUGGAGGGAGUAGUUUUGGCGGGGCUGGUGGAGAUACUAACGAUACCAACAGAUACGAGUUUUCCAAUAACCCGGUCGAGCAG